AUGGCGGAUAAAGUAGUUSUUGGUGUUCAUGUUGGAAGCACGUCUACAUGUAUUGCUGUUUGCAAGGAUGGAAAAACAGAGAUUUUGACCAGCGAUUCUGGUGAACGAGUGACACCCGCGGUUGUCGCAUUUUCCGGUAAAGAAAAGAAUGUUGGUCUGCAUGCCAAGCAAGGUCUAAUAAGGAAUUCAAAGAACACAAUUGUACGGGCAAAGAAAGUAAUUGGUUUAAGAUUUUCUGAUGAAAUUGUACAAGAAGAAAUAAAAAGCUCUGAUUGUAAGAUAAUAGAAAAGGAUGAUUAUCCAUACUACACCACAGAAAGUGAAGGCAAAUCUAUUACAGUCUCUCCAAAAGAAGUAUUGACAGAAAUUYAUGGAAAGAUGUUAGAAACUGUGACAUCAUAUUCUGGUGCAGGUGACAAAAGUGUUGUUCUUGCUGUUCCUCAUGACUUCAGUGAAGACCAGAGAAAGACAUUAGGGGAAGCAGCAGAAGCAGCAGGAUUCCAUGUUCUCAGGUUGAUUACUGAACCUUGCGCUGCAAUUCUAGCUUACGGUAUUUCUCAAAAUGAAAGAUCAGUUGACAGUACUGUGUUAGUGUACCGUCUAGGUGGCACCAGUACUGAUGUUAGUAUAGUGUCAAUCACAAAUGGCAUGUACAGAAUCCUAGCGCAUCAAAGGGAUCAUACUUUAGGAGGAAGAAACUUUGAUGAAUUAAUUGCUAAUCACUUGGCCUUAGAGUUUAAAAGACAAUGGAAGAUAGAUCCCUUAACGAAUAAGAGAUCUACAGCCAAGCUGUAUUCAGCUGCUGAAAAUAUUAAAAAUGUCCUAUCAAACCUGGAUUCAGCACCAGUCACUAUUGACACUUUGUGUGAAGGCUUUGAUUUUCAAACCAAGCUCUCAAGAGCGAGAUUCGAGUCAUUAUGCAGCCAGCUAUUCCAGCAGUGUUUGGUAACGAUCGAACAGGUGCUGACCAAAGCACUGCUAACCAAAAAUGAUAUUGACAAGGUUAUAUUGGUCGGCGGUACCACCCGCAUACCAAAAAUACAACGCAUUUUGAAAGAGUACUUUGUAGGGAAAGAGAUAUGUAGACGUAUUGACCCUGAUGAGGUCAUAGCCUAUGGAGCCGCUGUAGAGGCAUCUAUACUACAAGGACGGAAAGAACAAACAGAUUCUCUUUUAGAUGAAGUACAAUGCAUGGCCAAAACUAUAAGUGUUUCGGUUGGUGCUGAUACUCCAAGACUGAUUCCUGUUAUUCCCAAAUUUUCUCCUUUUCCUUUAAGAAAGACUCACACUUUUACGACCUCACAAGACAACCAGGAAAGUGUUUGCUUGUCGGUAUAUGAAGUAGACGACUCCUUGAAAGGGGAAGAAGUAUCAAGCAAAGUUCUUCUUGGCAAGAUAAUUCUGAAAGAGCUCUCUUCCGUGUCAAAAGGAGAACUGAAAUUUUCAGUCACGUUCCACGUAAGGAAGGAUGGCUCGAUGCACGUUCACCUGGUAGAAAGACAGUCCAACAAAGCAUCUGAUAUUACCAUAGAAACAAGUUGAUAUCGUAGCUUUUGUAGGUUUUGUCUGGAUCCUUUCCUCGACCGCCUGAUCUGUGUUCAUAAGAAAUAAUAAAAUUUCACUUUACACGUUGCAAAGUAGCACUA
Actinia tenebrosa (Australian red waratah sea anemone) is the source of this 1646-nucleotide messenger RNA. Its product is annotated as heat shock 70 kDa protein 14-B. The record is from RefSeq and is a predicted model, not a curated record. Lineage: Eukaryota; Metazoa; Cnidaria; Anthozoa; Actiniaria; Actiniidae. Gene Ontology annotation, molecular function: ATP-dependent protein folding chaperone; ATP binding.